AACGAAAAAGCUUUAAUCAAUAAGAAGCAGGUGGUGCUUGACUGUGGCUAUAAAUGUUUGAGGGGCCUGGUUACAGUGUCACGAGUGUACGAUGAAAUGAAAGAAAUGAUGAUUUGUAACUUUUAUCUAUCUCUUUUGUUCUUCAUCAGCGUCCUUUGUGUGUUGAAGUUCGCAACAAAAACAAAAACCAAACCCAAAACCAAACUGAAUUUACCCCCAUCACCACCAAAACUACCAUUCAUAGGCAAUCUUCAUCAGUUUGGCACUCUUCCACACCGCUCUCUUCGAAACCUCUCACUCAACCAUGGUGGUAUCAUGUUACUGCAGUUGGGGCAGAUGGAGAAUCCAACUCUGGUGGUUUCAUCCGCAGAGGCGGUCACGGAAAUCAUGAAAACCCAUGACCUGGCCUUUUCCGACCGACCCCAAAACAUUGCUGCAAAAAUCUUACUCUAUGGUUGUACUAACAUCGCCUUUUCACUCUAUGGCCAAAAUUGGAGACACAAAAGGAAAAUAAGUGUCCUUCAACUUCUCAACAUGAAAAGGGUUCAAUCACUUCAUCAAAUCAGAGAAGAAGAAGUUGCCAACUUGGUGAAUAAGCUACGUGAUGUGAGCUCCAGUGAUGAUGAGUGCUAUGUGAAUCUGAGCGAAAUGCUUAUGUCCACAUCCAGCGACGUCGCGUGUAAAUGUGCUCUCGGACGGAAAUACUCCGGCGAUGGUCACAGCAGAGUGAAAGAGUUAGCGAACGAUGUUAUGCAUCAGCUUGUGGCCUUCACUGUGGGAGAUUACUUCCCUUUGCUGGGUUGGGUUGAUUUUCUCACUGGAAAAAUUCAGGAGUAUAAGGCCACUUUUCAUGCACUGGAUGCUUUAUUUGACCAAACAAUUGCGGAGAAUUUGACAGAGAACAUGGAAGGUGACCACUCCGAAAACAAAAGCUUCGUCAACGUCCUACUCCAACUUCAACAGAGUAACAACCUUAACUUCGAACUCACCAAAAAUGACGUCAAAACACUUCUCUUGGAUAUGUUCGCUGGAGGAACCGACACAACUGCAGUAACAGCAGAAUGGGCUAUGUCAGAGCUUAUGAGAAACCCAGCCAUAAUGAAGAAAGCGCAGGAAGAAGUGAGAAAAAUCGUGGGACAUAAAUCGAAGAUAGAAGAAAGUGACAUGAGCCAAAUGCAUUACCUGAAAUGUAUUAUCAAAGAAACUCUAAGGUUGCAUCCAGCUGCUCCACUUUUGGCUCCAAGGACAACAAUAUCCAGUGUGAAAUUGAGAGGAUACGACAUUCCAGCAAAAACAUUGGUAUAUGUUAAUGCAUGGGCAAUUCAUAGAGAUCCUAAUUUCUGGGAAAGUCCCGAAGAAUUCACACCAGAGAGAUUUGAAAACAGCCAAAUUGAUUAUAAGAGUCAACAUUUUCACUAUAUUCCAUUUGGUUUCGGGAGAAGAGGGUGUCCUGGAAUCUAUUUUGGACUUGCUUUGGUUGAGUAUUUUCUGGCCAACCUUCUUUGUUGGUUUGAUUGGAAGUUACCUGAGUCGGAUGAACAUAAAGAUAUAGAUAUGAGUGAGAAGUUCGGACUUGUUGUCUCAAGGAAAAUACCCCUCUAUCUUAACCCAGUAACUUUUCCUUCUAAGUUCUAAAAUUGCUGUGAAUUGUCGUCUGCAGAAUUCAUCUGUUCUAUUGUUUUAUCUAUAUUUUAAAUUGCGCCACUUGUUUAGAAGCGUAAAAUUUAGAAUCUGUAGUACGUUUGUGUUGCAAACUUUGUUCUAUGUAUUUUCUGAUUUAGUCAGCAGAAUAUUUGAGUCUUAUUUUCAGUUGUGUAUUUAGUCUAUUUUCAAAGGUACUGGUUAUCCUGAAUAAAGUAUGAAAAUAAUUCUGCCA
Messenger RNA from Vigna unguiculata (cowpea), 1876 nucleotides. RefSeq names its product cytochrome P450 71A1-like. Gene Ontology annotation, molecular function: iron ion binding; oxidoreductase activity, acting on paired donors, with incorporation or reduction of molecular oxygen; heme binding. Lineage: Eukaryota; Viridiplantae; Streptophyta; Magnoliopsida; Fabales; Fabaceae. The record is from RefSeq and is a predicted model, not a curated record.